AUCGACUGUGAUAUAGAUGUUUUGGUUUUUGGCAAAACACUAGGUUUCAAUUCAUAAUAUGAUAUAGUCAAUCUUCAGUUCAUCAAUCGGGAGAUCGUUUUCGAUCUCCGAUUGAACCGAUCUCCCGAUCAAGGAUCCGAUAUUGGGACCGGCCUUAAGAGUGGCUUAAUGACAAACACAUUGCUCGCAGGAGUUCUGACAGCCUCGAAGAGCUAAAGGUAGUAGGUCGUGUAGACGGGAAAAGACCAUGAGAUCGAUCUUCCACCCUAUAGUCAAAAUUUAUAGCAUCACUUAACUGAAUGCCUAUACCAUAUCUAGCAGCAAACGUAGGGGCGCUGUUCCACCUCCAUGCAAAUUAUAGUUAUCUUUUACGCGAUCCAGAAGAUAAAAAAAUCGCACUAAGCACACUGAAGCACUAAGGACUGCCGAAAAUAGAGACACGUGGAGAGGAGUUAUGCAUUGGAUGAUAAAAUAAUAAUGAAUUAAUUAAUAAUAAGCAAAUUAGAGAGGAUGAUCAGAAAUGAAGUUGUUGACUCAUAUGAAGAAGUAUUAACUACCUAUUGAGCAUGUGUGAAAAAGUAAAACUUAGAAGGCUUAUCGAGCUCUUCCCACUAAUAACUUCCCACCGAGUAGUUAUGUAUUUCAUCUCAUCCAAUAGGAUAUAUUCAAUGUAGUUUAAAUAAUAUACUAUUACAUGGAUUUUUUUCUCAUCUCAUUUAAUUUUUAUUAAUUUGACUUCCGGACCUUUUUUAUAAAAUUUUAGCAUUUCGAUUAGGUUUCUUUCGCCUGCACAAUGAAGGUGCGAAAAAAAAAUACAAUAACCUACAAACUUUCAAGAGGGAAUACAACAAAUUAUUGAAUUUAAUGCAAGUUGAAGAGAAGAACUAUUUUUAAGAGAAAAAUAUUUAAAUGACAGCCUAACUUAAAUACUUUUGAUUGGACAAUUCGUCUCAAAACAUUACUUGAAAUUAUAAUAAAAUGUCUAAAUCGGUAGCUCGAUUGAAAUCCAUGAGAAAGGUGGCUGAAAAAAUCGAUCAUAGUUCAAAAAUGAGGACCAAUAUUCCAGCUGGUAUGGCUGCAGCUGGUCCGCCUCUAGGCCCUAUGCUGGGUCAAAGGAAUAUCAAUAUAGCCGCUUUCUGUAAAGAUUUUAAUGAGAAGACUGCUAACAUUAAGCAAGGAAUACCUUUACCAACAAGAGUGAAAGUUAAUUCGGAUCGUUCUUAUCAUCUUGUAAUACAUCAACCACCGGCUUCAUAUUUUUUAAAACAAGCUGCUGGAAUAAGUAAAGGAGCCAUGGAACCUGUUAGAGAAACCAGUGGGAAAAUAACUUUGAAGCAUUUGUAUGAAAUAGCAAAAAUAAAACAGCAGGAUCCUCCUUUAGAGUGGAAAUCGCUGCAAGAAAUUUGUACAAUGUUGAUAGCCACUGCAAGAACAUGUGGUAUUGAAAUAGUCAAAGAAUUAGAUCCCAAGGAAUAUGGUGAAUUCCUUGAAGAAAGAAAGAAGAUUGUCGAAGAACAAAAGAAAAUGUUACAAGAGAAGCGUGAAGCUAAAAUGUUGAGAACUGCAUAGUUUAGUUUGUUGUUAAUAAAAUUGAAUUUAGCCUAAAAAUGUAUAGAUAGACUUAGAUAAUAUUAUUGUAGAAAAAAAAGAAUGAAGUUUUAAAAAAAUAGUUUUAUUCGAAUAAAAUAGUUUGUGUGUUUUGUCCAUAUCAUGAAAAAGAUCAGUAACUAUUUGGUGAAGACAACAUAGAAAAGCUUGCUUGCUAAUUUCUAGGAACACUAUACUUCCUCUGUGUACUACAUUUUAAGAUUAUUCCAAAUCAACAACAAUACCAGAUCACUCAAUCUAAUUAUACGUCAUAACAAUUUAAAAAUAUAUCUAUCUAUGUAACUAGAUACAAAUAUUAAUUAUUAGCGAAACUAAAUGUUUCGUGUGUCUACUAUGAAACCCGUAUGAAACACUUUUCAAUUGGAUACUCACAAUCUAUUAUUUUGAAAAUGGUAUUAAAAUAUUAGAUCUAUUAGUGAAAGACUACAAAAAUAAAUUGAGCCCUUACAUCGCUCUACUCUAAUAAAAUAAAAGUUUGAUGACCUUUACUCUAUUAAUCCACAUGCAUAAAAUAGCAUUUUAAUAAUUCUAAUAAAUUCAAACGAAUAAUUAUUAGUACAGUAUCACACAAGACAGUCUCAUCGUAGGAUGCCAAAGGGUACCACCAAGUUUAAUAAAAAUAGUUAAUUUGUAAAAAAAUAUAGAA
Molecule: messenger RNA, 2254 nt
Organism: Bombyx mori (domestic silkworm)
Lineage: Eukaryota; Metazoa; Arthropoda; Insecta; Lepidoptera; Bombycidae
Gene: mRpL11
Product: large ribosomal subunit protein uL11m
Exons: 4
Coding region: 979-1569 (196 amino acids)
Biological process (GO): translation
Cellular component (GO): ribosome; mitochondrial large ribosomal subunit
Molecular function (GO): structural constituent of ribosome; large ribosomal subunit rRNA binding
Source: RefSeq, a predicted model, not a curated record